This is a messenger RNA of Penicillium odoratum, 192 nucleotides long. RefSeq names its product transcriptional regulator family: Helix-turn-helix and Homeodomain-like HTH. The transcript has a single exon. The coding region runs from base 1 to 192 and encodes 63 amino acids. Lineage: Eukaryota; Fungi; Ascomycota; Eurotiomycetes; Eurotiales; Aspergillaceae. The record is from RefSeq and is a predicted model, not a curated record.
AUGCCUUCCCUUGCCACAGGGAUCAGCCAAGACCGAAGGAAGAACAGUGAGCUAUCCACCGAACAAAGGUCAGCCAUCAUCUACGCCCGCCAGGAGGGAGUUUCCGCCACAAAGCUAGCCCAGGUUUUCAAAUGCAGCCGCGGCACGAUCUACAAGACAGUAAAACGCUUCCAAGAAACUAAAGGCCUCUGA